Messenger RNA from Lactuca virosa, 2465 nucleotides. NCBI's taxonomy places the organism in Eukaryota, Viridiplantae, Streptophyta, Magnoliopsida, Asterales, Asteraceae. The record is from the annotation of a GenBank genome assembly.
AUGAUGGUAACGGUUUUGAUUUUGCUUUCUUGGCAUUUAUUUUAUAAAGGACCUUCAUAUUCCAACAAUUAUGGUUGUGGUUGUGGCAUUAGUGGUGAUGAGCUUCGUUGCUUCUUCUGUUUCAACGAUGAUCUUCGUUUCUGUAUGACUCAAGCUCCCAUGGAGCUAAACAAGGAGAAGCUUGUCAGGUUUUAUGCUAAUGGCAAGCAAAAGAAUGAUGUUAUAUGGGGAAAAACCGAGCCUUUACACCUUGAAAAGUCAUCUUCAGGGUACAAUGGUCAAUCUACCCUGCUAAAAUUACCAGUUAGGGGAAAACUCAAUGUCCCCACAAACCCUAAACAUGGAACAACAACAUCAACAACAACAACAACAAGCAACUUAUUCCCUGAAGAUCAUGAGACAUGGCAGAAACGAAUACUUGAUCCUGGUAGUGAGAUUGUAUUACAAUGGAACCGAAUUUUCAUAGUCUCAUGCUUGUUGGCAUUAUUUAUCGAUCCAUUAUACUUUUAUCUACCUGGAAUAGUAGAAAAUCAAGAUUCUUGGUGUGUGAAAACAGAUUUAAACCUUCGAAUUGUUGUGACUACUUUUCGGACAUUAGCAGAUUUGUUUUACAUGUUACAUGUUGCAAUUAAGUUUAGAACAGCUUAUAUUGCCCCUAGCUCACGGGUGUUUGGAAGGGGUGAACUUGUUAUGGAUCCUAAAAAGAUUGCUAAAAGAUAUAUUAGAACCGAUUUCUUCAUUGAUCUAAUUGCAACUCUCCCUCUUCCUCAGAUUGUUAUAUGGUUCAUUAUACCUGCAACAAGAAACUCAAAAGCCAAUCACAAUAAUAAUGCCCUUGCUUUGAUUGUUCUUUUACAAUAUAUUCCAAGAUUAUAUUUAAUCUUUCCUUUAAGUUCUGAAUUAGUCAAAGCAACUGGAGUUGUAACAAAAACAGCUUGGGCAGGAGCUGCAUAUAACUUAAUGUUAUACAUGUUGGCUAGUCAUGUAUUGGGGGCAGCUUGGUAUUUGUUAUCGAUUGAUCGACACCUGUCAUGUUGGAAAUCUAUUUGCAAUGAUGAAAAAGCACCAUGUGAUGAUGAUUUGCCUUUUAAGUAUGGAAUAUUCCAAAAUGCAGUGAAGAAAAAUGUGAUUUCCUCAAGUAUUUUUCAUAAGUACUUCUAUUGUUUGUGGUGGGGAUUACAACAACUAAGUUCAUAUGGGCAAAACUUGUCGACAAGCACAUUCAUAGGGGAGACAUCAUUUGCAAUACUCAUUGCCAUUGUUGGUCUUGUUUUGUUUGCACAUUUGAUUGGUAAUAUGCAGACGUACUUGCAGUCAUUAACAAUGAGACUUGAGGAAUGGAGACUCAGGCGAAGAGACACAGAGGAAUGGAUGAGGCAUCGCCAGCUUCCAGAAGAUUUGAGAAAACGUGUUCGGCGUUUUGUUCAAUACAAAUGGGUGGCAACCCGUGGAGUCCAUGAAGAUGUUAUCCUUAACGGAUUACCCGCGGAUCUGCGUAGGGAUAUUCAACGCCACCUAUGCCUAGACCUCGUUCGACGGGUCCCGUUUUUCUCGCAAAUGGAUGACCAAUUACUCGAUGCAAUCUGUGAACGGCUCGUGUCCUCUUUAAGCACGGAAGGCGCGUACAUAGUCCGUGAAGGCGACCCUGUGACCGAAAUGUUUUUCAUAAUUCGCGGCCGCCUCGAAAGCUCGACAACGAACGGAGGCAGAACGGGGUUCUUCAAUUCGAUUAUUAUGCGGCCGGGUGACUUUUGUGGUGAAGAGCUUCUUGCGUGGGCCCUACACCCGAAGUCAACGGUCAACUUACCAUCGUCGACAAGAACCGUUAGAUCACUCACGGAAGUCGAAGCGUUUGCGUUAAGAGCAGAAGAUUUGAAAUUUGUGGCUAAUCAAUUUAGAAGAUUGCAUAGUAAGAAGUUGCAACAUACUUUUAGGCAUUAUUCGCAUCAUUGGCGGACUUGGGCGGCUUGUUUUAUUCAGGCGGCGUGGAGGCGGUAUAAGAGGAGGGUGAUGGCGAAGAAUUUGUUGACCAUGGAGUCUUUUGUUGACCAUGAUGAACACGAGCGUGAGGAUGAGGAAGAACAUGAGGGUGAAGAAGAAGAAGAGGGUGGUGGUGGUGGUGAUGUGGCGGGUGGUCAAGUAAAGUCAAACCUUGGGGUGACGAUUUUGGCGUCAAGAUUUGCGGCGAAUACGAGAAGGGGGAUGGCGAAUAGGCUUAAGUUGCAGAAACCCGAAGAACCGGAUUUUUCGGAAGUUAGUUAAAAGACAAUGAAUCACAAGUUUACAUUGUUUUUGGUUGAAAUCUUUUGAAGUUAUAUUGGCUAACAAGCUUUUAAUAGAAGUUUGUAAUAUAUGAGUAUUGUUGUUGUAGCAAGUAGCAAGUGAAAUGUAGAGGUGAAAGUGAGCCUUUUGGCUUCUUCAUGGCUAGAAGUUUGUUUAUACUAAUGGAAAAAUGUCUAGUCCAC